Hemiscyllium ocellatum (epaulette shark) is the source of this 4032-nucleotide messenger RNA. RefSeq names its product holocarboxylase synthetase (biotin-(proprionyl-CoA-carboxylase (ATP-hydrolysing)) ligase) (gene hlcs). Lineage: Eukaryota; Metazoa; Chordata; Chondrichthyes; Orectolobiformes; Hemiscylliidae. Gene Ontology annotation, biological process: protein modification process. Gene Ontology annotation, cellular component: cytoplasm. The transcript is spliced from 11 exons. The record is from RefSeq and is a predicted model, not a curated record. Bases 77 to 2806 code for a protein of 909 amino acids. Gene Ontology annotation, molecular function: biotin--[biotin carboxyl-carrier protein] ligase activity.
GGAGGGGGUGGAGCUACCGUGGGUGAAGCGGAGCGCCGUGUCGGCAGACGUUAGUCAUGUCGCCGGUGUAGUCGCCAUGUUGAUCACCCUGUGCUAUGUUUACCUGUGGAUUCGCCUGCAGAAAUGCUAUGCAAUGAUCAUCUUUCGGGCUGUACGGCGCUUCCACCGCAUGUCCAGCCUUACCUUCACCGCGCUGACCCCGGACAGCGAGAGCCGGCCUCACAGCCCCUCUGCAGUUGUCCUGGAAAACAUCUGUGUCCGUCUGGCUGAUCGGGCUUUCCUCCUGGCUGAGCCCCAAAAGCUUUGUGAUGACUUGAGUAAAUGGUCACUGCGCCCUGAACCUGUGAUAGCUCGCACCGAACACAAACAGCGGGCACAACAAAUAACUUUUCUGAUAGAAGCUAUCUUGGGGAGUGCUAGUUUUGAUUCAGUCUCUGUUUCUUCUGAAAAAAUCUUAAGAUAUUCUGACUUCUGCGUACCAUUGGCAUAUUUACUUGGCAACCCAUACAAACUAAUUGCUGAAGCAAAUGUAGAUGAUUUUAGCAGACUUGGAGUUGCCUUCAUGGAGAACAGACUACAGAUGGAUGAUGGAAUGGUACCUCAAAAAAUAGUUUCUCUCCAGCUCAAUGAACCUGUUCAAAUGAAAUUGCUCGAAUCAAGUGCUAUGUUUCAAAAACAGUGGAAAGAGAUUGGUCAUCUCCAGGAUCUUGAUAUUGCAAUGGAACCAUGUCAUAAACAUCCUUUAAUCAAACCAGCAACUGAACAAAAUAUGGUUUUGUGUGGUGAUCGCUGUUGUACAGUUGGUUCUGCUUGUCAACCAGAAAUGGACGAACUUAAGGCAGUUCACAGUAAAGAGUUUCAUAUCGCCCAAGAGGCAAAGGAACUCGAGGAACAUGAAGGCUAUUGCCUUCACCUUGCCAGUUGCUCUGAGUGUUUGGAGUUGGAAAACAGCACCAUUGAGUCAGUCAAAUAUGCCUCGGCAGAAAACCUACUGGACCUCCCUGAUGAUUAUUGUGGAAGCUCUGAUGAAACAGUGGUUGGGGAGGACAGUUUUAUGGCAAAUGCAGGACAAGGUAACAAAAAUGGGAAACCUCCCAAUGUAUUGAUCUAUGUUGGAUCUGAUUACAGUCAAUAUCUGGUAAAAUUUCAGCAAAUAAAAUCCGUCCUGUUGGAUUGCCUUGACAAUGAAAGCUAUGUGAUCUAUCCCCUUCUAGAGGAACAGGUUCUAAAAGUUCCUUGGGUUGAUAAUUCUUUAUUGUUGGUUGUGGCGUGUGAUGAUCCAGUGCCUGAACAGAUUCAUGCAAAGUUCAUGACUUACCUAUCCAAAGGUGGGAAGAUUUUGGGACUCUGUACAUCAUUUUCAUUUGGUGAAAUCAAAGUAGCAGUCAAAAAAGAACUGAAAGGAAAGAUUCACAGGUGGUUCUUCACUAAAUCUAACAGCAAGGACAUAAGCCUCCAUGCAUUUACCAGCGGCAAAGCAUUCUUAAGAGAAACCAGUAGUACAGACGAAGCCACUGAAGAUCUUGAGCUGUGGGGGAAUUUGGCUAAUCCUGAGAAGGACAUCGUAAUUGUACGUUUACCAUAUGGAGAAAAUGGAGGAGAGGCUGUGCUCUGUCAGGUUCACCUUGAAAUUCCUCCUGAUUCAAAAGAGACCCAACUGCAGCAGGAUUUUAGAACACUUAAACUGAGCAACGCACUGCGAUAUGAAGUACUGACAGAAAUUCUGACAUAUUUGCAACUUAGCUGUGAACUUAGUGAAGUUCCAUCUCUGACACCAGUGUACCUUCUGACCACAGGAGAGGAUAUUCGACGAACUUUCCUAAGAUGGCUUUGGCCUAGACUGGACAUGGAAGGUGUAUUUAAGUCACAGAAAGUAUCUUUAAAAGUUGUAACAAUGCAGCAACCUGGAAUGGAGAUCACACCUAACACCUUGCCUGUCAUCAUAGAAUCGCAAAAGUUCUCAUCAGAAUAUUUUGACCUGAAAAUCUACUGUGAAAAUCUGCAAACUAAGGUGUUAGGUCAACUAGUUUUCUUCAGUGAAGUGAUCAUAACUACAAUGGACCUGUUUGAUGGGUUGAUGCUCUCGUUGCCAAAAGAAAUAGGGUUAAUUGCUGUUGCAGUUCGACAAACACAAGGCAAAGGUCGUGGAGGAAAUAUAUGGCUUAGUCCAAUAGGCUGUGCUAUGUUUACUCUACAUGUUAGGAUUCCAACCCAAUCUAAGCUUGGACAGAACAUUUCUUUUAUACAGCACUUGAUGGCUCUGGCUGCAGUGGAAUCUGUGAGAUCUGUGCCAGGAUAUGAGGAUAUCGAUCUGAGGCUUAAAUGGCCGAAUGAUAUAUACUACAGUAAUCUCAUGAAGCUAGGUGGAGUCCUGGUUAACUCUACUUUGACGGGAGCAACUUUUCAUGUACUUGUUGGCUGUGGAUUCAAUGUAAGUAACAGCAACCCAACUAUUUGCAUCAACGAUAUCAUCCGGCAACACAACAAAGAGAAUGGAACAGAUUUGCAGACACUUCGUAUAGACCUGCUGAUAGCUAGGACGGUCACUAUCUUUGAAAAUCUGAUCAGCAUUUUCCAGGACAAAGGACCAAAUGGAGUUUUACCACUCUACUAUAAACGAUGGUUACACAGUGGCACAAAAGUACGACUGUGGAAAGAAGAUGGUCCCGCAGCAUGGGUUAUUGGUCUGGAUGAUUCUGGCUUUCUUCUGGUUCAGCAGGAGAAUGAUGAAGAUAUUGUUACAGUGCAGCCUGAUGGAAACUCAUUCGACAUGUUGCGUAACUUGAUGAUCACUAAGCAUCAUUAAAAAUGCCUUCAGGUUUUGGGGAAAUUUUGCUUUCCCAGCGUAAGGAAUAAAAAUGAAUACAUUUUGUUUUGCUUUUUCUCUUGUUACUCUUGCCCUACAAACGACUAGCCGACCUUGGUCAUGUUAAGUGAGUGGUCAUUCCAUUGAAUUGACUACUUGAGGUCAGGGAGUGAUACACUUCAGGGAAAGAACCCGUGGAAAUAUGUGUUCUCUCUAGAGACAGGGGAAUAAUGAAAUUCUUGAUUGUUCAUUGAAAAACAAACAGGGGCAGAAUUGUGCCUCAUCUCUGUCAUUUCUUGGAGAGAAACUUCAAUUUUACAUGCCAUGGCCCAUACCCAAAACCAUAUUAACUAUACCGAUCUUUUUGAUUGGUGAUAUUCACUGGUGACUUCUUUAAACAGGCAUUAAGAUGCUUGUUUAAGCUAAUGAAAGACUUAACAACUCAUUUAGAAUACCAUUCUGAGGUUGCUCAAAUCCUAGGCUCUAUAAAUUCCGACUAUCUGGUUCUGCAACAGUAUAACUUCCAAUUCUUAAGAAAACUACCUGAGAUGUUGUAAACAAAGAACUAUGCCCCUCUUGCUCUUCAUAUGAAGCUAGUUUCCUCCCGAUCUCCCCUUAUCUCCCCUUGAUCUACCUGAAAGCAGAAUGUUAUCAGGUAUACUUGGGCCUAAUAGGUAAGCCAUAUUUGAAUACCAAUUGGCAUCAACAGCUUGCUGGUUCUGUGUAAUGAGACCUGACCACAAAUUUUGUGAUGCUUCCCAAGUCAACCUAUUCAGGAAUGCAUCUCACCUUUGUAGUUAGGUGCUGGCAAGUUCUUCCUCAUUGCAACCUCUGUAUUGCAGGAAAUUGAAUACCACAAUUUGAUAAAUAAAUUUCUGCAUAUUUCAUAGGGGAUCAUCUAUUACCUACCCAGACAUUUAGACACUGGCUUUUUGUAGAAAAUGCUAAAAAAGAAAUCGAACUUUUGCCUUCCUAUUUUUAUUUUUCCUUAUUUAUUAUGUAUAACUUACAACCAUACAUAAUUUAAUAGAAUUUAUGAAAAAUAAAUCUUUAUUUUGGGCAUAUUUUAGAAUUUUCUUCCAACCUAGAAACUGUUAUGCAUGUCUGUAAUGAAGCACUGUUCUACUUUUCAACUAAUAAAAGAGAGGCAGCUACUGGGAAAAAAACAUUGGAAUAUGUUAGAAAACAUUAAGAUUCCAUUUUGUAUCAAGGUUCACUUGUUAAUA